Triticum turgidum subsp. durum (durum wheat) is the source of this 441-nucleotide messenger RNA. Lineage: Eukaryota; Viridiplantae; Streptophyta; Magnoliopsida; Poales; Poaceae. The record is from the annotation of a GenBank genome assembly.
AUGGCGAGGCAGAGAAGCGGUGGCGCGGGCAUCGAGGGAAGUAGAGGCAACCGAAGGAUCCGGCCGUGGCUGGAGGCAGAGGAGGUACGGGGCGACGGGGGCAGACUGUGCUCGGCGGCGUCGGAGGAUGACGCUACGGCGCAGCCGGGGCAGAGCAGCGAUGGAGCUGGAGGCCUACGCGCGGGAUCGGGCGCUGUACGUGCUCAGUGUUGGGGAAGGAGGCGGUGCAUCGGAGGGGGUCGAGGUGUGAGGGAGGCUGCGGAGGGUCGAGAGGGAGGAGGAGGUGAUGGGGAUCGAGAUCGGGCACUGGGUUCUGGCGAAUUUAGACCAAAUGAGUUAGAAGUGGACGUAGGAGUUAGAAAUGUCCAAAAUGAUGAACAUUUGGCGGAGCUUGGGAAGGUGACAAAAGAAUUUAUAGCAAGGUUGGAGGCCAGGAAUUGA